AGUGAGCAGCAUGCUAAGCUGCAGCAAUGAAUAGUGACUGUGGAGAGGGUAUGCGCUAACCCCCCACCCCCACCCCACCCAACAGGCCCUCACAGAAAACACUAAAGUAAAAGCUCACACCUCUCAUAUGCUGCAAACCAGGCAACAUCUCUUCACAAAACAUCAUCAAAGUCAAUAGAGAUCAUGAGGGUGCCUUAUUUUCCUGCAAGAUCAGUCCUUUUCCACAAGGAGUCGAACGGCAUCACCUACAGGGUGCCGGCACUACUCUACCUGCGCCAUUGCCGCUCCUUCCUGGCUUUUUGCGAGGAGAGACUAAGCCCAUCAGACUCCCAGGCUCACCUGCUGGUCAUAAGAAGGGGAACUUUCUACAGGAAUUAUGUGGAGUGGGAAGGCAUGCACGUCCUCGCCACAGCGUACCUGCCGGGCCAUCGCUCCAUGAACCCGUGUCCCGUGUAUGACGAGUUCACCAGCACAAUCUUCCUGUUCUUCAUCGCCAUUCUGGGUCACACCCCCGAAUCCUUCCAACUGGCAACAGGGAAGAAUUUAACUCGUCUUUGCUGCAUCUCCAGCACUGACGACGGCGUCACGUGGAGUCCAGUCAGUGACCUCACCCAGCAGGUCAUAGGAGACACUAUUAAAGAAUGGGCCACCUUUGCCUUGGGUCCAGGCCACGGUAUCCAGCUGAAGUCCGGGCGCCUCCUCAUCCCCGCCUACGCCUACCACAUCGAGUGCAAACAGUGCUUUGGAAAACUUUGCCAGACGGCUCCACACUCCUUUUGCUUCCACAGCGACACCCAUGGGCGAACCUGGCGUUUCGGGCAAACAGUACCGGGUCCAGAGAGUGUGGAGUGUCAGAUGGUGUCGGUAGACGAGGAGGACGGGACCAACAUGUUGUACUGUAACGCACGUACCCGACUGGGCUACAGGGUGCAGGCCAUCAGUCUGGAUGGUGGCGCCACCUUUCAGGAGGGGCAGCUAGUGCAGCGGCUGGUGGAGCCUCGAAACGGUUGUCAUGGUAGCGUGGUGGGCUUUCCGGCUCCCCUGCAGUUUUUCCCGAAUCUUGAUCACCGUUCACAAACGCCUCCUUUGACACUUCUAGGCGCCACUUCUCCAGACUUCCUCACACCCACUUGGGUGGUGUACUCCCACCCAACGUGGACCAGCGCUCGCAAGGAUCUGGGACUCUUCCUAAGUCUUUAUCCCCGGGACCCUGAUAGCUGGCGUGGCCCCUGGGUGAUCUACGAGGGUCCCUGCGCAUACUCCGACCUGACUUACAUUGAGCUGCCCCCCUCACCUGGCGCCUUGCCACCCGCUGUGGCCUUCGCCUGCCUGUUUGAAUGCGGCACCAGGACGGCUUAUGAUGAAAUCUGCUUUUGUGUCUUUACUCUCUACGAGCUGAUCGAUAACCUGCCUUCGGGUGACCGCCUCAUAAGCUGUGAUUAUAAAAAAUAUCCAGCUCCAAACGCCAGUGAAAGCGGACAUGGUAGCCGUCAACAUGCGUCACACAUGAAGAAGAGGAGGACAAAGAAACUUAGUCACUGCUGCUGUCUGUCUUAAACCUAUUUUUCAAUCAUGUCUUGUAACAAACAUUUAGUUUCUAUUCCAGCACCAGCACCCCUGACAUGCACUGAUAAUAUCUAAUAUGGCCCCCGAACUUAUCUAGAAAUAAAUGCAUUGCAUACCAGCAUUUUGUUCAUAUUCUGAUAAA
Doryrhamphus excisus (bluestripe pipefish) is the source of this 1708-nucleotide messenger RNA. It is a transcript of the gene neu4, whose product is annotated as sialidase 4. Gene Ontology annotation, biological process: oligosaccharide catabolic process; ganglioside catabolic process. Gene Ontology annotation, cellular component: cytoplasm; intracellular membrane-bounded organelle; membrane. Gene Ontology annotation, molecular function: exo-alpha-sialidase activity. The record is from RefSeq and is a predicted model, not a curated record. Lineage: Eukaryota; Metazoa; Chordata; Actinopteri; Syngnathiformes; Syngnathidae.